Molecule: messenger RNA, 915 nt
Organism: Coprinopsis cinerea okayama7#130
Lineage: Eukaryota; Fungi; Basidiomycota; Agaricomycetes; Agaricales; Psathyrellaceae
Product: DNA-(apurinic or apyrimidinic site) lyase
Exons: 8
Coding region: 1-915 (304 amino acids)
Biological process (GO): base-excision repair
Cellular component (GO): nucleus
Molecular function (GO): double-stranded DNA 3'-5' DNA exonuclease activity; DNA-(apurinic or apyrimidinic site) endonuclease activity; phosphoric diester hydrolase activity
Source: RefSeq, a predicted model, not a curated record
AUGCCGCCCAAGUCUCUUUCUCGCUCUGCAACCAAGCGGAAAGUUGAAGAUCGUGACACAGACACGGACGACGCUGAAUCACAACCCACUUCAUCCAAACUCACCAAGAAACCCAAGAAAACCGGGACUCUAGACUCUCUCCCCCAUAACGGACAGCCCACAAACAAAACUCUGCCUGUAAACAUUGAGUUUGAGAAGCCUGACGAAGGCACGUUGAGGAUCGCUACGUGGAAUGUCUGUGGUCUCGCCGCCAGCAUGAGAAAGGGCUUCAAGUACUACGUUGAGGCUGAAGAUGCCGAUAUCCUGGUUCUGACCGAAACAAAAGUCAAUGAUAUUCCUGCGGAUCCUGCCUUGAAGUCGCGUUACCCUCAUCAGUAUUGGUCUAUAUCCGACAAAAAGACAUAUGCUGGAACUGCAAUACUGUCCAAGGUCAAACCUCUGCAUGUUGACUACAAACUACCCGGACACCCCAAUCCCAAGGGGCGCAUUCUAACUCUCGAAUUUGAAAAUGCGUACUUGAUUGGGACGUAUGUUGUGAACGCCGGCCAAGAGCUCAAGACCAUGGACGCGAAAAAGGAAUGGCAAACCCAUUUUGAGGCCUAUAUCCGCGAACUGGACAAAAAAAAGCCAGUUAUAUGGACUGGGGACUUGAACGUCGCACCAACGGAGAAAGAAGACGAUCCUGAAAGGCCUCAAUUUGUUGACGUGUGGCGGAAAUUGCAUCCCGAUCUUCAGCACUACACAUAUUGGAGCUACCGCUUCCAAAGCCGUGAAAAGGGCAAUGGCUGGCGGCUUGAUAUGUUUGUCUUGAGCACCAAACUCGUGGACAGAGUGAAGAAGUGUGAGAUUAGAGACGAGAUAUACGGGGCAUCUGAUCAUGUCCCUCUUAUCAUGGAUAUCGAGAACAUUCUGUGA